GCGCGCGACCGCGUGGGGUGGGGCGCGUCGCUGCAGGCCGUCGUCGAGAAGAUCGGGCUCGACUCGGCCGCGCAGCGCCGCUUCGCCGCGCUGCUCGAGGAGCUGCACGCCCACGACGUCGACUCGCUCUGCGUGCGCGCCGCGUCGGCGGCUUUCGUACGAGACUCUCUCGGCGGCAGGCACGGGCUGGUCGCCCGGCUGCGCGACGCCGCCGAGCACGCGAGGUGUGCGCUGCCGAUGGAGCACUUCGCCGCCGCGCGCAGCUGCCUGGACGAGGCCUUCGAACACGUCUGCGACUACAUCUCCGUCAAGGUCGUGUUUGGCGACCUGCGCGCGUCGCUGCUCCUCGGCCUUUACGCGCCCUCGCCGCAUGCCGCGGGCAUUUCCGCGCCGCUCCGCACCCUCGACGGCACUCUGGGCGCGCUCCACCGGAUGCUUCCCACCGAGUGGACUCGCCGCCGCGUGCUCUUCCAUGUCUUCCGCGCCACGUGCGCCGCCUUCGAGGCGGUGCUGCUCGAUCCGUCUUCGGUGCGCGACUACGCCCUCGACGACGUCACCGUCUUCAGCCACGAUUUGCGGCUCAUGCAGGACUUCUUCGUCGCCGAGAACGAGGUCGGCGAGCCGCAGGGCGUGACGCACGUCGAGGCGGAGGAGUGCCUCGCCUCGCUCAAGCUGCUGCUCGGCAUCCUCGACACGCGCUCCGAGGUGCUCGUCGAGCUGAUCGCCCGCCCCGCCUCCAUCUCCACCACGCUGGUCGGCCACCAGAACUUUCGGCAGCACGAGCUCUACGUGCUGCUCGCGGGCAAGGUGCUGUCCAAGCGGACCGACAGCGCCGCUCGUUCGUGGAAGGCGGCGCCGGUGCGGGGGGCCGUCAGCUAGCUAAGGCCAGAGCAGCGCUGCUGGAGAGCCGUAGAUAGACAAAUAUUCUGGACAUAAAACUCGAUGAU
This is a messenger RNA of Emiliania huxleyi CCMP1516, 947 nucleotides long. RefSeq lists its product as hypothetical. The annotation marks the transcript as partial. The record is from RefSeq and is a predicted model, not a curated record. The transcript is spliced from 4 exons. NCBI's taxonomy places the organism in Eukaryota, Haptophyta, Isochrysidales, Noelaerhabdaceae.